GAAGAAGAAGAGACGCAAGGGCAAGGCGUGUGAUGACUUUGGUGUGAUAUUGAUGGAGGGAAGCAGUAGCCGAAAUGAACACGUUACGAACAACAUUUUUGCGCUUUUCGGGGGCUCAGAGUUUGUGUUGGAGUAAUGGCCCUCACUCUAUCAUAUUCAGCAGCAGUCAACUACGCUCUAUCAGUUCCUUGGUUCUGCCAAGGAAUGGAACCGAGCAGAAAACUGUCCUGCAAGGAACCCUGAACACCAAAGCAGAGGGAGCCUGUGUUUUCCAGCAGCAACUCUGGCACUAUCAACAAGUCCGCACAGUCAAACGUGGGACAGAAUAUCAGCCGAAGAACAUCAAACGAAAAAGGACCCAUGGGUGGAUCAAAAGAAUUAGCACUCCAGGUGGGAUUGAAGUAAUCCUGCGCCGAAUGCUCAAAGGACGAAAAUCCCUGACACAUUGAGACUCUGACCGGACAGUUACUUUGAUUUACCUUUGAAUUGAAUCUCAGUUGAAUGUCAACUGGGCAGUAGAGCUUUUGGGUUUCUAUUUAAAAUAUCUGUCAAAUUAAAGAAAUUAAUGGGCAAUGGCGCUGAAAGACUUCAUUGAAUAUUAUUUUUUUAAAUUCAAUUUAAUGGAUCUUAUCCAUCUUCAUAUUAGCAGUUGAGUACAUUCAUGUCAAAGGUUCUGCUUUAUGCACUGUUACACUCUGAUCAGAGCAUUUACUGUUUUUUUUUACUGUUUACUUUUUUUUAAACAACAUCAGCAUACUUCAUAUAAGUAAUCAAUUUGGGACAGGAAGUAUAGGUGGCAAGUAAAAACAAAUCUAAAAUAAUAUACAAAUGAAAACUACAUUUGUCAUUAUCAGAUUCUAUUCUGAUCGUUCUGACUAGUUUAAAAAAAAUAAAAUCA
Molecule: messenger RNA, 898 nt
Organism: Sinocyclocheilus anshuiensis
Lineage: Eukaryota; Metazoa; Chordata; Actinopteri; Cypriniformes; Cyprinidae
Product: 54S ribosomal protein L34, mitochondrial-like
Exons: 2
Coding region: 75-449 (124 amino acids)
Biological process (GO): translation
Cellular component (GO): mitochondrial large ribosomal subunit; ribosome
Molecular function (GO): structural constituent of ribosome
Source: RefSeq, a predicted model, not a curated record